Messenger RNA from Trichomonas vaginalis G3, 405 nucleotides. RefSeq names its product glycine-rich protein family. NCBI's taxonomy places the organism in Eukaryota, Parabasalia, Trichomonadida, Trichomonadidae. The transcript has a single exon. Bases 1 to 405 code for a protein of 134 amino acids. The record is from RefSeq and is a predicted model, not a curated record.
AUGAAUGGGUCAUUUGGAAUUGGUGCCAAUCCUUAUUAUCAAGUAUAUGGAUCCGGAGGUGGUGGUGGUUAUUAUGGUGGAGGUGCAGGAAAUGUUGUUCUAAGUUGCGUUGGAUCUGGAUCUGGCGGAUCUUCUUUUAUAUCAGGUUAUAAAAACUGUAAUGCUAUCGCAAAAGAAUAUACCUUAAACAAUCCAAUUCAUCCAGGAAAACCCUACCAUUACUCUGGUUUUGUGUUCUCAACCCCUACUAUGAAAGAUGGUGUUGAAACUAAAUAUAUAGGUAAUGGUCAGGCUCGUAUUACCAUAAUUGAUAACUAUUUUGAUUUUAAAAUUAGUUGUAUGUUAUUUUACUCAAUGCGUCAGAAUACUUUAUAUUUUUAUAUCUUUUUAAUUAUUGAUAGUUAA